Messenger RNA from Triticum turgidum subsp. durum (durum wheat), 1464 nucleotides. The record is from the annotation of a GenBank genome assembly. Lineage: Eukaryota; Viridiplantae; Streptophyta; Magnoliopsida; Poales; Poaceae.
AUGACGACGAGGAAGAGGAGACGAGACGACAGACGCGGCGCCCUCGUUGCCUCCGUCCGCCUCUUCCUCCUCCUUCUCCUACCCUCUGCCGCUUCGUCGUCCUCCGCCUCCUCCAGCUCCCUUCGGCAGCAGAGCAAGAUCAUCACCCAUCUCCCCGGCUUCGACGGCCCGCUCCCCUUCCAGCUCCAAACGGGGUACGUCGAAGUGGACGAGAGCAAUGGCGUCCACCUCUUCUACUACUUCAUCAGGUCGGAGAGGAACCCGGCGGAGGACCCCGUCAUGAUCUGGCUGACCGGCGGGCCAGGGUGCUCCGCCUUCUCCGGCCUUGUCUAUGAGAUUGGCCCUCUGAGUUUUGAUCGUCGCACCGACGUCAAUGGCUUUCCCAAGUUGAUCUACAAACCAGACUCAUGGACCAAGGUGAGCAAUAUCAUCUUCAUCGAUUCCCCCGUUGGAACCGGCUUCUCGUACUCCAAAACAGAGCAAGGAUACAAAUCAAGUGAUACCCAAGUCGUCACCCAAAUUGUCAUCUUCAUCAGGAAGUGGUUUGAUGAGCACCCAGAGUUCAUGUCGAAUCCUUUCUACGUUGCCGGUGAUUCCUACUGUGGUAUUACUGUGCCAGGCAUCACCCUUGGAAUAGCUAAAGGGAUAGAAGAUGGCAGUGGAUCAGCUCUCAAUCUAAAGGGCUACCUUGUGGGGAAUCCAGUCACAGCUUAUUGGUACUACGAUAAUCCAGCUAAAAUUCCAUUUGCACACGGGAAGGGUCUCAUAUCUGACGAAAUGUACCAGGAGUACAAGGAGAGCUGCAGUGCAUGGGAAUUCAGCCCGGAGUGCACAAAAAGUCAUGCUGCCAUCGACGAGUGUGUCAAGGAUAUAUGCCCAAACCACAUCCUGGAGCCCCUGUGCGCUUUCGCGAGCCCGCACCCAUACAAUCUGAAACUGAAUUCAAGCGCACGAGAGAUGCUCCAGCUGCAGGAGGACUACACUGCCAGGGCCGGGCUUCAGCUGUCUGAGAUUUCUACAGAGUGUAGAACCGCGGAAUAUGCGAUGUCCAUGAUAUGGGCGAACAAUGACACUGUCAGAGAGGCUCUUGGUGUCCACAAAGGAACGGUUUCUUCAUGGCUAAGAUGCAACUUCGACAUACGGUACACCAACGAUAUUUUCAGCUCGGUGGAGCACCAUCUGGAUGUGACCACCAGAGGCUACAGGAGCCUGAUCUACAGCGGCGAUCAUGACAUGAUUGUACCUUCCAUCGGCACGCAGGCCUGGAUCAGGUCUCUGAACUUCUCCGUUGUGGAUGAGUGGAGACCGUGGUAUGUCGAUGCACAAGUUGCAGGAUAUACAAGGUCAUACUCAAAUAACCUCACCUUCGCAACUGUCAAGGGCGGUGGACAUACUGCUCCGGAGUACAUGCCAAAGCAAUGCCUUGCUAUGUUUGCAAGGUGGCUUUCUGGUGAGCCUCUUUGA